AUCCACUAAUGUCACAUGUCACGUCAGAUGAUCUUAACAUUUCUAAAACUUUUUUAUUUUAUUUUCAGGGAAGUUGUGAGUCGCCUGGUUUACUCCAUGAUACAGUUCCUGCAGUCACAGCUGGAAGGAGGGACAGGUGGAGGAGGACUCUCUGAGGAAGGCACAGAGAGUGUUGAAGUUGCUAUACAGUGCCUUGAAACUGCCUAUGGUGUGUCUGCAGCACAGAGUGACCUCGCAGUAUCCAAGAGUCUCUUCCAAAUAUUUUCUGAAGCCAUCAAAGGAGAGCCUAUCCAUGAGAGUGCAAAAUGUACACUCUCCCAGAGAAUGGCAAGUGCUCCCAAAGAAGCCACCCCAGAAGAAAAAGCUGAGGCCGAACAGCUCAAGAAUGAAGGCAACCAACUUAUGAGGGAUGAAAAGUUUACUGAAGCUCUAGAUUGUUAUACCAAAGCUAUUAGUAAGGACUGUUUGAAUGCUGUCUACUACUGCAAUAGAGCAGCUGCUCACAGUAAAUUAAACAACCACCGAGAAGCAAUUGAGGACUGCAAGCGAGCACUAGAAAUAGAGCCACAGUACAGUAAAGCCUAUGGCAGAAUGGGGUAAGGCUUCCUUCCUUCCUUG
Messenger RNA from Cherax quadricarinatus, 618 nucleotides. The record is from RefSeq and is a predicted model, not a curated record. Lineage: Eukaryota; Metazoa; Arthropoda; Malacostraca; Decapoda; Parastacidae.